Messenger RNA from Cornus florida, 1407 nucleotides. RefSeq names its product galactinol synthase 2-like. Lineage: Eukaryota; Viridiplantae; Streptophyta; Magnoliopsida; Cornales; Cornaceae. Gene Ontology annotation, molecular function: glycosyltransferase activity. The record is from RefSeq and is a predicted model, not a curated record. Bases 123 to 1112 code for a protein of 329 amino acids. The transcript has 4 exons.
AACCUCAAACAUCACCGAAUUUCUUCAUUCUCAUCUUUGCUUCAUAACAGUCUCUCAAAACUCUUUCUUUCUCUCUCUCUCUAAAAACAUUCAUUUUCUCUCACUUCUUUUUGUGAACCCAAAUGGCUCAUAAUCUUGUUAAUGGUACCACUACUCUGGCCAAGGCUGCCAGCAUAUCGAGCCGAGCCUACGUGACGUUCUUGGCCGGUAACGGUGACUACGUGAAGGGUGUGGUUGGUCUGGCCAAGGGACUCAGGAAGGUAAAAACUGCUUACCCAUUAGUGGUGGCGGUUUUGCCUGACGUACCGGAGGAGCACCGCCGCAUACUGGUGUCUCAGGGCUGCAUCGUCCGGGAGAUUGAGCCGGUGCACCCGCCGGAGAAUCAGACCGAAUUCGCCAUGCCCUAUUACGUCAUCAACUACUCCAAGCUUCGCAUUUGGGAGUUUGUGGAGUACAGUAAGAUGAUAUACUUGGACGGAGACAUACAAGUGUUUGAGAACAUUGACCACCUCUUUGACUUACCAAAUGGCUAUUUCUAUGCUGUGAUGGACUGCUUCUGUGAGAAAACAUGGAGUCACACCCCACAGUACAAGGUUAGGUACUGCCAACAGUGCCCUAACAAGGUCCAAUGGCCUUCCGAGUUGGGCCCAAAGCCUCCUCUCUACUUCAACGCUGGCUUUUUUGUGUAUGAGCCCAGCCUCUCCACCUAUGAUGACCUCUUGAAGGCACUCAAAGUUGCAACUCCUACCCCUUUUGCUGAGCAGGACUUCUUGAACAUGUUCUUUAGGGACAAAUAUAGACCCAUCUCUUCGGAGUACAACCUUGUUUUGGCGAUGCUGUGGCGUCACCCAGAGAACAUUGACCUCAACAACGUGAAAGUUGUUCACUAUUGUGCUGCAGGUUCAAAGCCAUGGAGGUACACUGGGGAAGAAGAGAACAUGGAAAGGGAAGACAUUAAAAUGCUAGUGAAGAUGUGGCAGGAUAUAUAUGAUGAUGAGACUUUGGAUUACAAGCCUAAUGGAACUGAAGCUGGUGGUGCUGUUGAUUUGAUGGCGGCGUUGUCCAAAGCCCGCGGUGGUUUCCACCACGUUUCCGCCCCAUCUGCAGCCUAAUUUAUUUGUGAAAAUAUAUACUUUUAAGUUGAACUGUCACUCGUCUUGAACCAAUAGACGCAGUUGAUAUUCGACAUGAAAAGCAAAUACUCUUUAUUUUGUUAUUCUUUUGAUUUUUAUUUGUAGAGUUUUUGGAUUAAGGUUGUGGUUGUCUAAUUAGAAGUAUUGUGUCUUUGUAUUAUUUUUUUUUUGGUUUUCCUAGAGUGGUGUUCUGUUGGGUAUGUUAAUUUUUUGACACAUACCCUAUAUUAUUAUUACGAAAAUGAAUUCCUCCAUUUCUUCUUUUUGACUGUAA